GAGAUCACUUCCACCAAAGUGGUAUAAACCCCACGGAAUUACCCAAAAUUUUUCCAUCAGGUUUAACUUUUAUUGAUCUUGGAACACAUCAAACAACUGGAAUAGGAAUGCAUGUUUAUAGUCAUUUAAUUCCAACAAUUGAACGUGAAAAUCUUGAUUUACAAGAUCCAUAUAUAACAAAAUGGAAUAGAGAACUUCUUUCAUCUAUUGGGCAAACAGUAAGAUCUAUUUUUGAUCAAUUAAUACUUGAUAAUAAACAAUUCGAGUCUAUAUUUGCUUCUUAUUCAUUUCAACAAUCUGUACCAAAUAACGAAAUCGGUUCGAUUCUUGUCGAUGGAUUUCUUUCUUCUAAUAAAGAUUUACUUGUUCCUGUUAAACGAUCUCCAACAGAUAAUAAUCUUUUACUUAUUCCAUUAACACAAGCAUAUAUAGCACGAAAUUAG
Molecule: messenger RNA, 443 nt
Organism: Rotaria sordida
Lineage: Eukaryota; Metazoa; Rotifera; Eurotatoria; Philodinida; Philodinidae
Source: the annotation of a GenBank genome assembly